Molecule: messenger RNA, 1740 nt
Organism: Peniophora sp. CBMAI 1063
Lineage: Eukaryota; Fungi; Basidiomycota; Agaricomycetes; Russulales; Peniophoraceae
Source: the annotation of a GenBank genome assembly
AUGUUUCACGAAGAAACAGACAGUAAAGCGUACAGACAGUCAGCAGACGAUGCCUGGUCCGCGUUCAUCAAAACGCGUUUUGGCGCCGGUCCUCUCGGGCGCUCCGGUCGCGCCGCUAGGCUUCCACAGCUCAAGUUGGAGCUCGAGACUAUGCAGAAAUACUUCGCUGUUGCCAAACAGCAUAUGAACGCCUGCACCGGCGCGGGAUGUCUGCCGGCGGAAAUCUUGUCGACUAUAUUCGCGUUCGCGCAGGAGGUGUGGCCGCCUCAUAACAGGCGUCGAAUGCACGAAGAAGAUAGGAUGCGCGUCGUAGUGUCGUAUGAUCUUGGGUGGAUAUACGCCACGCACGUCUGUGCUGCGUGGAGAAAGGCCGCGCUAGGAGACCCCGCUUUAUGGCAAACUGUCUCGUGCCUCGCCCUACCGCUUCCAAUGGCUACGGACAUGCUCACCCGCUCCGGUCGCCUCCCCCUCGAAGUCUACAUCGGAGACGGCAUCAGCAGCAUUUCCGACGACUGCAUCUCCAAUUGGCUGUCCUGGCCCGUUCUGCGCCGCACCUCACUUCUACACGUCGACGACUCGCGCGUUGACGAAGACGAUAUGUACGAGCGAUGGAAUUCGGUUCUCACGCAGCCGAUGCCUCUUCUCGAGGACUUGACCGUCUCGUUUUACUUGGACGCAAGCGCGACGAUCCUUCCCUCCUCUAUAUGGACCGAGUCGCAUCCCACCUUGAAAAGCCUCAUCUUGACAAACUGCUACCUCCCGGAUUGGAACACGCAAGUGCUGGGCCAUUCCAUCACCAACCUCCUGUUAAAUCUGGACUUCUUGUUCGAGGAGGACGAAGGGCUACCGACCACAACGGAGCUGCGCGACAUGUUCUCCCGCUUAACCUCGCUCAAGACCCUCGACCUCCGCAACUUCUGGCCUCAGAAAGAGAACAGUCCUCCCGAGCCAUUCAACUUUUAUCCAUGCCUGGAGACGUUCGCCUUCGAGUUCUCGAUGAGAGGGCUGUUUGCGUCGCACUACAGCUACUUCUGGUCUUUAUUCAGGGUGCCGUCCACCACCGCACUGGACAUAGUCGCCGAAGACGACGUGAGCGAAGACACCGAAGACCAUCCCGAACUUCUGGAUCCCAUCACGCAAGUCGACAAUUCCCGCUUCCCGGCGACAGCGCUGGUCAUAAGCGGCCUCCAAGUCAAGCUGUUCUACACGGACGUACCAUCCCUCGUGCUCGACCCGCCCCACGAACAUCUCUCCGCCCGCCACAUCGGCGAAGGAUCCUACCGCUCGCUCAAAUGCAAGAACAGCGCAGUCAAGUUCCUCGUUCCGCGUCUGCCUCUCCAGUCGCUUCGCACGGUUGUGGUCACGGUGCCCGCGAUGAAGCGCUUCGACAGGCCGGACGGGGGCUGGGUAGCGAAGCUUGGCGCUGCGCACGAGACGCGCCAGUUAUCCGUGUACUACGUGCACGCGCUUGCGCUCAUGGACGAUCUCACCAGGAAAGACGCGAACGGCGGCUUCUCGCUCUUCCCCCGCCUCGAGGCGCUGGUCUUCCAUCAUGAUCCCAAGACUGUCAAGACAGGCGCUCAGUCCUCACUCGACCUCGUACUUCUUGAGCUCCUCUCUAUACGACUUGAGCAGGGCUUGCCGAUACGAAGCCUUGCGGUUGAUAGUAAGAUGGAGACGAUGUCUGUUUGGUCCAAGAUCGGGAGGGAGACGACGGUGUCCUUCUUUGGACCUCAGUGA